This is a messenger RNA of Enterobius vermicularis (human pinworm), 2262 nucleotides long. The record is from the annotation of a GenBank genome assembly. NCBI's taxonomy places the organism in Eukaryota, Metazoa, Nematoda, Chromadorea, Rhabditida, Oxyuridae.
UUGUUCAAUAUUUCUUCAACAAAUGCGCAACGAUUUGGUCGACCAAAACACUGUAAAAAACCAUGUAAUCAAAAAUUCGACUGUACUUCAGAAAAUCGUGAGUGCUUGAAAGAUGGUGAUGACUGUGGAAAAUCGUGUGUCAAUCGUUUCGCUACAUGUCCAGCCUUAAAAGAUCCUGCACAUGGAUGGGUUUUGUUGGUAGAUACAGUUUUUAAUUCAAGUGCCGAAUAUGGAUGUUACAAAGGUUAUGAAUUGAUCGGCAAAUCUCAACGAAGAUGUCGAGGUGAUCGACAGUGGAGUGAAGCUGAACCAAUAUGUAGACCAAUUGCAAAAUGCGAUAGUAUACCAGAAAUAUUCUAUGGCAUUAACAAUGGCAGUAACCUUCAAAAAUUGUAUGAUUUGAAUACGAUCGUCUACUAUCAGUGCAUAAAAGGAUAUUAUCCUGAAGAUGAGCAUAUGUCGGUUCCAAUUGCUAAAUGUUCCUUGAGUAGAACGGGUAGAGCUCGAUGGCAUGGACCGAAGCUCGUUUGCAAAGCGCGAAGUUGUUUGGAAGCACCGCAGAUUGCGAACUCAACUCGUUAUGGGGACAAAUUUGAGUACCCUAAUGAAGUAACAUACGUUUGUAAUCCCGGCUUCAGGAUGUAUUACGAAGGAAGAAAAGUAAUCGAUGACAGAAUGACCGCAAGAUGCUUGGAAAACGGCUCUUGGGACAAGGGAUUCCCCAGCUGUUAUCCUAUAAACUGUUCUUACCCGCAUAAUCCAAUCAACGGCGAAGUACGGGGCAACUCCGUUAGUUUUAUGUCAGAAAUUCAUUACUCAUGCAAGCGCGGAUUUCGACUUGUUGGGCAGUAUUCGAGAAAAUGCAAAGAAGACGGAACUUGGACUGGCAGUGAACCAACUUGUAGUGCGUCAUCAACUCUGUACAAAAAUCCUUAUGUUUUAGAAAUUCUUUGUCCACCACUUAAAACGUUGUUUAAUGGGGAAAUAGAAAACAAUAGCAAUAAAGCUGGUUCUACAGUAUAUUUCCGAUGUUGGGAGGCAACAAGUUUGGAAGGACUGGAUUCGGCUACGUGUAAGCUGACUGGUGAAUGGUCGAACACCAUGCCAACAUGCCUUGCUCACUGCAGAAUUCCAUAUAUAAUCAAUGGGCGAAUAAUUGAGUACGAAGUCAACAGAAUGGUACGCAAUGGAACAAAAGUGACACUAAGUUGCCAGGCAGGAUAUGAAUCAAAAGGAGAUAUUAAAUUGGAAUGUAAUAAUGGUACUUGGUUGCAGCCAGCUUUAUGCAAACCUGCUGACUGCGACUGGCCACCUAAGGUUAAAAAUGCGCUGGCCAUAUUUGUGAAGUCAAGACACGGUUCUUAUGCUCGGUAUGAGUGUAACGCAGGUUUCCGGCCAAGCAACGACAAUAAGAUGCAGUGCAGAUUUGGAGUUUGGAGAUGGGCACAAAUUGGUGAUAAGUUCCGCUGCAAUCCUGUGUUUUGCUCAAACCCCAGGCACAGUUACGGCACUUUAAAAGGUGGUCAAAUUUUACUGGAGGGCCAAGUUGGCUCUUACACAUUUCCGGAUGACAACAACACUGAACACGGCAGAUCAAUAACAUUCCAGUGUUACAAAGGGUACAUCUUAAUCGGACCACCCAGGGGAAUUCUGAACAGCGGUACUUUUGGCAGACUACUAUAUACAAUGCUUUGUAAGGCGACAUGCAUAAAUGGUACAUGGAUGCCGAAAUACAAGCCGGAGUGCAUCCAGAAGAAAUACCCGACAAUGGAAGGACAAAUUCGCUGGGCUCGCGACAAGCGGUCAUUCGGCUGUCAACCAAUUCGUAGCGACUAUAGAAAAAUUAUUUCUUACUUCACCGUCAAUGGCACCUUCAUUGCAAAAGUGACUUGCUUAGAGGGAUAUCAGUUUACUAGCGGUUCGUCGAGCAUGCAGAUUAACUGUGUCGGAGGUCGUUGGGAACGAUCAUUCCCAGAGUGUAUUGUUGUGGACAAAUGUCGAUCAAAUGACCAUUUUAUUUUGAACACUCUUAUUGCAGACAGGUGUAGGAUUCCUCUGAAAAAGCAUGGUUUUUUUAUCUUGGUCGAUAGCAGAAAAUUCUUGCAGUCCGGAGAAAUGGUUGAAAACGGCAGCAAAGUGAAACUGAUAUGCGACCUCAACAGCAAAGUCAACGGCUAUGACACAGUAGAAUGCCGCAGAGGAAAAUUUUUGAAACGUGCUGGAAAAUGUAGACCAAGCAAGUUUCUUUUCAUUAGAGCCUAA